Messenger RNA from Diabrotica virgifera virgifera (western corn rootworm), 4317 nucleotides. RefSeq names its product extracellular sulfatase SULF-1 homolog (gene Sulf1). The transcript is spliced from 16 exons. Lineage: Eukaryota; Metazoa; Arthropoda; Insecta; Coleoptera; Chrysomelidae. The coding region runs from base 503 to 3985 and encodes 1160 amino acids. The record is from RefSeq and is a predicted model, not a curated record. Gene Ontology annotation, molecular function: N-acetylglucosamine-6-sulfatase activity; glycosaminoglycan binding.
GCAGUUGCUUGUGACUCUUCGCGACGAUUUGUUGUCACGGCUUGUUCUCUAGUUCGCGAUCUUCUGUCGCCAGUCGGACGUUUGUGAUUAUUAUGUUUUGUUUGUGUCUGGUGUUUUGAUUGUUUUGUUUUGAGUUUUUUUAGUAACUUUGAAAUCAAAAGCCGGCUCCUUUUUUUAUUUUUAAGUAUUGGUAUCCAGAGCCUGCUCCACUCUAUUGAUUGUUUCCUACGGCGCUGAAAUAACUUUAAAACCACUGAAAGAGAUUUGAUUUUAACCGCAGGACGGUAUUUGACUUUUAUUUUAAUAGGUUAUCAAGCAGAAGAAAAUAUGGAAUUAACAAGAAGAAAACAUAACUGAUGCAACAUCCAGCAUAGUCAUUAUUUAUUGUUAGUCAACAAAAAUGACAUAGAAAGAUAAAUAUACAGGAUAGGAAGGGGAAUUUCCUAUAAGUGAGAGUAGAAUAAGUAAAAACUGUAAAAUAUUUAAAAUAAAAAAUCAAGAAAUGGAAAGCAACUUCAUUUUAUCUGCUUUUUUAGUUCUAGUCAUAUGUAGCGUGAAUGCUAAUGUAUAUCUACAUCGUAGACAACGAAAAUCUCAAGUCUUCUCACCUAUAACAACGAGAACAAGUCCGAAACCUAACAUAAUUUUAAUCUUAACUGAUGAUCAGGAUGUGGAACUGGGAUCACUAAACUUCAUGCCGAAAACAUUAAAAUCCAUCCGAGACCAUGGAGCGGAAUUUCGCCAUGCCUACGUCACCACUCCGAUGUGUUGCCCAUCUCGAUCGUCCUUAUUGACGGGAAUGUACGUUCACAACCAUUUUGUCUAUACCAACAACGAUAAUUGUUCGAGCACGCAAUGGCAGGCCACGCAUGAAACCAGAACCUUUGCUACAUAUCUGUCGAAUGCUGGAUACAGAACAGGUUAUUUUGGAAAAUAUCUCAACAAGUACAAUGGUUCAUACAUUCCACCAGGUUGGCGAGAGUGGGGCGGAUUAAUUAUGAACUCCAAAUACUACAAUUAUUCUAUUAAUAUGAAUGGCAAGAAAAUAAAACACGGAUUUGAUUACCAAAAGGAUUAUUAUUCGGAUUUGAUAGCAAAUGAUUCCAUAACCUUCUUAAGACAUUCUAAGAAACAGUACCACAAUAAGCCAGUGAUGUUGAUGAUGUCGUUUCCAGCACCUCAUGGUCCUGAAGAUUCAGCACCUCAGUUUUCUCACUUAUUUUUCAAUGUAACAACACACCAUACGCCAAGUUAUGACCAUGCUCCUAACCCAGACAAACAAUGGAUUUUACAAUUUACAAAACAUAUGCAACCCAUCCAUCGAGAAUUUACUGAUCUCUUGAUGACUAAACGUCUUCAAACGUUACAAUCUGUCGACGCUGCUGUACAAAGAGUCGUCCAGGAGCUUGAGGAUAUUGGGGAGUUGGACAAUACAUAUAUUAUAUAUACCAGUGACCAUGGGUAUCAUUUAGGCCAAUUUGGACUAGUUAAGGGUAAGAGUUUUCCCUUCGAGUUCGACGUCAGAGUUCCGUUCCUCGUCAGAGGUCCUGGAGUUGAACCGGGAACAGUCGUCAACGAUAUCGUUCUCAAUAUAGAUUUAGCUCCAACGUUUUUAGACAUGGCUGGAGUGGAACCUCCUCCACACAUGGAUGGACGAUCAGUAUUACCUCUGUUCCAUAAUGCCAAAAGGAAGAAAUUUAAGUGGCCUGACACUUUCCUAAUAGAGAGUUCUGGAAGAAGGGAAGUGCCGCAUUCGGAAAGAAACAAGCAUCGAAAUACUCCAACUCCGACAUCUUUCAAUAUUACAUCAGACACGCCACUGACUACUAGUUUCCCGGAUUAUAAUUAUUCAGACUUGUCUUCAACUGUUCAAAACAUGGCCAGUGUACAAACUACGGAAUCGCAGCGAAUAUUUGAAUCAUCAGAAGACGCAUCAUCGUUGAUUUCUGAUAUAGAUGAUGAUGAUGGUAUAGAUGAAGAUGGUGUUGAAAAUUCUACAGAAGAAGAAGUAGAUCUAGAAGAGCAGACAAAUUUGGAUAAUGUAGAACUGGCACUUUCACGAAUGGAUGAUGGAGAUCGACAGCUAGACAAUAGACUCGUUCCAGUUCUGCCUCCGUCUAAAGUUGAGCGAUUGGCUGUUGAAUGCCUAAGGCCGGAAAUGAGACUGCCUUGCCAAAGAGGUCAACGAUGGUACUGUGAGAACGAGGCUGGACGAUGGAGAAGGAGGAAAUGCAAAUUAGUGCCGCAAAAUACUCAGGGACAAUAUAUGAUUCCUUUACCUUCCAAUAAGGCCUACAGGAAAUGUGCCUGUUUUACCCCUAAUGGUCUUGUAUAUAAAAAAUUGCCAUUACAGAGUAUAUCAAGGAGUAGGUAUUCCAGACCUAGUAGCAGCAGCAGAAUAAAGAGAGAUACAACAUUGGAAGAAGUAAUCUUCGAAGACGAUGACGAUGAAGAUGAAACAAACGAGUCACAUAUUUUAUCUAAAAGGGAACGCAUGCUUAACCUCGAGCAUUUGGAGAAUGCUAUGGAAGAUGUAGAAGAUCAGAUACAUGGACUAAGGCUCCAAAACGCAACCCUAGCUAAUGAUCCUUCCUUAAAAGUUAACCUCGACACCAACUCCAUCGGAACUCCAGCAUGCUUUGUCCAGAAAGGAAAAAUAAAUUGUUCAACUGUGAUUUAUAAAGACAAAAAAACAUGGAGACGUUCACGACAUCGAGUAGAAAACGAAAUUCAAGAUUUAAAGCAUAAAUUAGAAACCCUCAAAGAAAUCAGACGUCAUUUGAAGAAUACAAGACCUUUAGAUGACACUGACAAAGGAAAUGGUACCGAACUUAACGCUUUUAAUGAUUUAACUUUCCAAAAAAAUAACUUACAUGUAGAAGUUUCCAAUAACCCUGGAAUCUUUAGACCAAUGCCCAUUGGUACUAAAAUUAGCAGCAAGAAGCGUAGAAGAAAGCCUGUUACUCUACCAACAGAACCAAAACCGAUAAGAACUACGACAGAAACGACUUCUACAUAUGCUACAUCUUAUGGUACAUCUGGUUAUACUAAUGAUUUUGAAAAUGUAUCAGCUACUUCUCCAGCGGCCGAAAUUACAACAGCACCGUCUAUAGAUAUUACUAAUCACCACAGGCAUGGACAUAGGUCUCAUGCUAUUACUUUGAGGCCAACAAUGACAACUACAACCCCGAAUGUAGUUUCUUCGACUAGGAACAGGAAGAUUCAAAUUCAAAAGCCUCACAAACCAGAUGACUUAAUACCACUCCCUAGAAGAAGAGUGAAGCCAAACCUAUGCCACUGCGAAAUAAAAGAUCCUUACGUUCCAGAUGAAGAGGAUAUUGAAAAGGAGAAGAAACGAAGAUUGAAGGAAGAGCGUCUAAAGAAAAAACUUCGAAAACAGAAGAAAAAAGAACAAUUACAAAGGGAAUGUGGUUUUGAAAAAAUGAAUUGUUUCCAUCAUGAUAACGAGCAUUGGAAAACAGCUCCGUUUUGGACCAGCGGACCGUUCUGUUUCUGUAUGAAUUCUAAUAAUAAUACCUAUUCGUGUGUUAGAACUAUUAACUCCACGCACAAUUUUCUGUAUUGUGAGUUCACUACUGGAUUUAUUACUUACUACAAUUUACGUAGAGAUCCUUUCGAGCUUCAGAAUAAUGCGGAUUCCCUAAAACCAGAAGAACUUUCUUACUUACACGACCUUCUGGCACGUCUUAUGGCUUGUAAAGGUAGAUCUUGUACUGUCUCACAUUAUGGACCACCGCACGUAAAACCUAGAAGUAGAGCGAAUAGUUUACCCAUGCACUCAAAUAUUCAACAUUCGUAUAGGAAGAAAAAGUUUACAGAGGAGGAAAACGGGAGCGAGGCAACACGAGGUGUAUUACAGCUGGUACGACCAGAUUUGAAAAGAAGAGAUAAACUCAGCAACACUACGUCUUCAAGAGAUAUUACGAAUAGGAAAAGAAGAAAAAUAGAAGAAAGAAGUCACUAAUUCGCUUGAUAUUCUCAUUUGACCCUUUAACGUGAAUUUAGAUAUUCACAAGUUUUUGUUCAAAUAAUUUGUAUUAAGUGAUACUAGAUAGCUCCAAGACCAAACUAGCAAUAACUUAGCGCUUUAAAAGUUUGAAAAUUAUUUAUUAAUUUAUUAUCAGAAAUGACUUUUUUUAAAUUAUGCCUUUCUUUUCAAAACCCAUAUUGGUGUUUUAGUAGUAGAAAAGGAGUGAUAUUUUGGAGCAUAAUAUUUCUGUCUAAAAUACCAAAUAUUAUUUAUAGUUUCCAGAAUUUGUAAAAAAGCCCCUUACGAUAAACGGAUCAAAUUUGUAA